AUGGCUAUAGUCAAUGCUUUUAUACUUUUUAAAGAACUAACUAAAGAAAAGCUUUCUAUGAAAGACUUUCGGAGGCGAAUAGUUGAUGGUUUAUUAGCUCCAAAUCAACUACAACCACAAAAAAUAAAUAAAAGUUCCUGUCGUAUUUCCAAACAUAAACCACAUAUUUCUCCUGAAGUUCGAUUUCAAAGUUCUAAUGACAGUAUUGCACAAAAAAAGAAUUUUAGAAUAGAAUGGCUUAAACAAUAUCGAUGGUUAGUUUAUUCUAGACAUUUAAAAGGCGGCUUAUGCAAACAUUGUGUUGUUUUUCGUCCUGUCGUUAAAAGAGGAUUAUUAGGAGCGCUCAUUGUAAGUGAAUUUACCAAGUAUAAAGAUUUUCAUUUUCACGCAAAAAAACAUAUGCAAUCUGAAUGGCAUAGGGAUUCGGUUUCUCAAUCAACAGAAUUUUUAAAAAUUAUGGCCAACAAAAAAAAAAGUGUUAUAGAUCAAUUAAAUAUUGCUCAACACUCACAAAUUGAACAAAAUAGAAAAAAAGCUACAAUUAGAGGCAAAUUGAGCUGUAGUGGAAAUUUUCAUGAUCUUUUAAAGUUUCGUGUUAGUUUUUCACUGUUAGCCGACGAAACUUUCGAUAUUGCUGGCAUUGAACAACUUUCGAUUGGUGUUCGUUAUGUUGAUAGUUCAAAAACUAUAAGAGAAGAAUUUAUAGGAUUUAGUGCACUACAAACAUUAGAUGAAGUUGGUAUAGCUACUUCUAUUUUGACUUCUGUUGAAAAAUACGGUUUGGAUAUGAAUAAACUUGUUGGCUUGGGUUUUGACGGGUGUUCAGAAAUGGCUGGAAAAGAAAAUGGAGUUCAGAAAAUAAUUUGUGAUAAAUAUUCUAAAGCAAAAUUUUUCCACUGUGCUUCGCAUAGACUCAAUCUCGUUGUAAAUGAUUUGAAUGCAGUGACAGAAAUACAAAAUACUGUAGGAGUAAUUAAAGAGGUUAUUAUUUUUUUUCGUGAAAGUGUACUUCGUCGAAAAUUGGUUACAAAUAUACCACUUUUGUGUGAUACUCGUUGGUCUGCGAAAUAA
Molecule: messenger RNA, 1071 nt
Organism: Metopolophium dirhodum (rose-grain aphid)
Lineage: Eukaryota; Metazoa; Arthropoda; Insecta; Hemiptera; Aphididae
Exons: 3
Coding region: 1-1071 (356 amino acids)
Source: RefSeq, a predicted model, not a curated record